Pocillopora meandrina is the source of this 1370-nucleotide messenger RNA. The record is from the annotation of a GenBank genome assembly. NCBI's taxonomy places the organism in Eukaryota, Metazoa, Cnidaria, Anthozoa, Scleractinia, Pocilloporidae.
AUGGACUAUUGGUUUAACGAAAAAGGCCGGGAAUUGGACCUGGGUGAAUGGAAGACCGCUGACUAUUCGCAAAUGGGGACAAGGGGAACCAAGUGGUGAACACAACGCGGCUUUCAUCUACGAGCUGGACAGUAAUGGCGGAUGGAGCGUGUUUUUUGGUAGUGUUAAUCGUACGCGUUGGGGAAACCUGUACGCCUAUAUUUGUGAGAUCUCCAAAGGUAAGUUUUUUUUCUGCUUUUUUGUUUUUUAUUACUGUUAUUAUAAUUAUUUUGAGUAAACCUAAAGGUAAUUGAAUAGCUGUGUUGCUCAGAACUAAACAAUUUAUUUUCUUUUUGGAAUAAUUAAUUCCUCUGCAUUUUAUUUGUGAUUUUUUUUUUGCAGAUUCAGCUCCUGGACAAAACUUUUCGCAGGACUCUUACCAAGCCUACGUUGGACCACCAUGCGCGCAACAAUAUGGUAAGAGGAGUUGGUCCCUAUAAUGGCGUGAAAUAUGUCCCAAGUACAACAAAUAACCCAUUCUCGAGAAAAAUAAAGCUAAAGAAUGAAAAGAAAAACAUUGCUCGUUAGUCUUUUCCAUUUACAUCAGUUUUAACAAAAGGGAUGUUCGAGGAACCGGUUAAUGUAUUCCAAUAAUGUCUGUUGGCAUGGCCCACUUCAGGUUAAGCACUUCGUUACAGUGGCCACGUAUAGUGUUAAAACACAUAUCGUAAAACCUGUGUUGAAAGGAAACCAAAAGGAUUCUCUCUAGCGUCCACUUAUUACAAAAUAUUCGUUUCAUCCAAGUUUUGAAAAUUGUACAAUGUGACAAGUUUUAAUUUUCGAACUUUAAGCCGUUUGCGUUUCCUGUCAUUCGCUUCCCGAUACUUUAAAAUAUACAAACACGAGCUAAAAAAAAGCCGUGUCACUGUUGUUAUCAUCAGUAUACAUUUUUCCUUUAUUUAUUAUUUCAUUUAUUUUUUCUCAUAGUGUGCCAGCCAACCUGUUUCAAAAACUCCUCUUACAUAUUUUCCAAAAGCGGAGGAGAUUGGGCUUUAAACAGGUUUGUCUGCUCCAGACAGGGAGGUUACUUAGUCUCCAUCGAAACUGAAGAAGAAUGGCAGUUUAUUAGUAAUGAGAUUCAAAAGCGUGUUACUUGGAAUACUAGUGCGUGGCACAUUGGUUUACAGGAGAUAGACAAGGUUUGGACUUGGCUGAGUGGAGAACGACUGAAUAUUUCGAAAUGGCGUAAUUUUAAGCCAGGUGGGAACUACAAAAAGGCGGAAAUAUCCAAGAAUGGAGGCCUCUUUAUGCUAUUUCUUGGUAUGAUGAAAAUAAAUACAUUUGCGAGAUGCCCGGAGGUAAGAUCACAUUCUAACUAUAAAGUAUAUUAG